This is a messenger RNA of Theobroma umbraticum, 1458 nucleotides long. Its product is annotated as flotillin-like protein 3. The record is from RefSeq and is a predicted model, not a curated record. Gene Ontology annotation, cellular component: plasma membrane raft; plasma membrane. Lineage: Eukaryota; Viridiplantae; Streptophyta; Magnoliopsida; Malvales; Malvaceae.
AUGUACAGAGUAGCAAGUGCAUCGCAAUAUUUGGCGAUCACCGGCGUCGGCAUCGACGACAUAAAGCUUGCCAAAAAGUCAUGGAUAUUGCCAGGCCAGAGCUGCACCCGUUUCGAUGUCACUCCCGUGAAUUACACGUUCAAAGUCCAAGCCAUGAGCGCCGAGAAACUCCCCUUUAUUCUUCCCGCUGUUUUCACGAUCGGCCCACGCGUGGACAAUGAAGAAAGUCUCCUCAAAUAUGCCAAGCUUAUGUCUCCCCAUGACAAAAACUCCAACCAUGUCAAUGAACUCGUACAGGGUGUCAUUGAAGGAGAAACUAGGGUCUUGGCUGCUUCGAUGACUAUGGAAGAGAUAUUCAAAGGAACCAAGGAGUUUAAGCAGGAGGUAUUUGAGAAGGUUCAGUUCGAACUUAACCAGUUUGGGCUUUUGAUAUACAAUGCUAACGUUAAACAACUUGUUGAUGUGCCGGGGCACGAGUACUUUUCUUACUUGGGUCAAAAGACUCAAAUGGAGGCUGCUAAUCAAGCCAAAGUUGACGUGGCGGAGGCAAAAAUGAAGGGAGAGAUGGGGGCCAAGCUAAGGGAAGGGCAAACGGUUCAAAACGCUGCAAAAAUUAAUGCAGAGACUAAGAUUGUAUCGACGCAGAGGCAGGGUGAAGGGACAAAGGAGGAGAUAAAGGUGAGGACUGAGGUGAAAGUUUAUGAGAACCAAAGAGAGGCUGAGUUAGCGGAGGCAAAUGCGAUUUUGGCAAAGAAGAAAGCAGGGUGGGCUAAAGAGACUCAAGUGGCGGAGGUGGAGGCUUCCAAGGCCGUGGCAUUGAGGGAUGCUGAGUUGCAGAAGGAGGUGGAGAAGAUGAAUGCUGUGACGCAGACCGAGAAGCUCAAGGCCGAGCGUCUUAGUAAAGCCAGCGUUGAGUAUGAGAUAAAGGUGCGAGAAGCAAAUUGGGAGCUCUACCAGAAGCAGAAAGAGGCGGAAGCUGUUCUGUAUGAGAAGGAAAAACAGGCUGCAGCACAAAAGGCACUUGCAGAUGCUGCCUUUUAUUCUCGACAGAAAGUUGCUGAUGGUGAAUUGUAUGCAAAGCAAAAAGAGGCAGAAGGACUUGUGGCACUUGGAAAAGCUCAAGGCCUGUACCUAAAUACACUCUUAAAUGCACUGGGAGGAAACUAUGCAGCCCUCAGGGAUUACAUGAUGAUCAAUGCUGGAACGUUUCAAGACAUUGCCAAGAUUAACGCAGAAGCUGUGCGUGGAUUAAAUCCCAAGAUUAGCAUUUGGACGAAUGGCGGGGAGGCAACAGAUGGGACUGGAGCUUCUCCUGCAGGUGGUAAUGCCAUGAAGGAGGUUGCUGGUGUUUACCGGAUGUUGCCACCAUUGUUUCAGACGGUUUAUGACCAAACUGGGAUGCUACCACCACCAUUCAUGGGCACGUUAUCUGCCUCAAAACAACCUACAAUGGAUUAA